AUGCCUCCCCACGCCGACCCCUCGGGUCGCUACAGCUCGCACUCGUCGCGUCGCGAGAAGGUUGUCAAGCAGGCGGACAUUGAGGUCCUCCCGUCCAUGGACCAGCCUGCCUACUACGACCCCCCAUCGCCAGUGUCGUCGACCGACUCGCUCCCCAUCGACUAUGUGAGCGCCGACUUUGUCACCAACUCUGGCAACAAGCUGGAUCCCAGCGCGCGUUGGAUCCGGAACGGCAAGAUUUGCGCCUGGGGACCUUCGUACGAGGCGUCGAUGCGCAAGCAGCGCACUCGCAAGAGGCUGGAGCUCUGCCUGGAGCAGCUCCUUCCCGAGUCGGCGGCCGAACUGGGCAUUGCGCCCCCGCAGAACAUUGUCGACUCUGAGGCGAACCGCCGCGAACGCAAGCGGAAACGCGCCGAGGAGAAGGAGUUUGAGCUCCCUCACCUCUCAAGCCCAUCACCGCCCAUGACGACUAUGGAGCUGGCGCCGAUGCUCUCGAUCCCCAAGAGCUACCUCGACAUUGUCACGAGCCCGGCGAUGCGCUACUCGCUCGGCGACGACUCCAUGGAGCGUGGACUGCAGCAAACUGCGGCUGACCUGCUGGAAGGCGAGAAGGGCCUCAUGCAGGCUCUUGGCCGUCUGCGUGAGGUCCUUCGCGUUAGAGAUCGCGACGUCGCCGAGGGCCGCAAGAAGCCAUCCCAACCCCAUGCCAAUGGCAGCCAUGCGGGUGCCAACGGUGACGCCCCAGCAGCCAACGGCCACCCCGACGGCACCCCUGCCAACGGCCAGCCAUUGACCGACGCCGACUACGACAAGCUCAUUCCCCCUCUCCCCCACGUCUCGGACACGGACAACCUCUGGAGAGUUACACAGGAGAUUCUCCAGAAUCAGCCUCCUCCCACUAUCCACUUCACUGUCACCCCUCCAGGUGCCGCCUACCCGGCCGAGCCUGACGCGCCAGCACCACCCAAGCCUACACCACUCCAGCGCAUCUUCACCUGCCCGACUGGCAUCACUUUCAACGCAGACCCCAACGCGCAGCUGCAACAGCACCAGCGUGCCCAUGGCUUUGCGGCCCAGUCGAUCAAGUACAACCUUGACCUGGGCACGCAGCAGCGCGCGGUCGACGACGCGAUUGAGAGAAUCAUGGAGCUGCUGGCCGACUGCAACGAGUACAAGGAGAGGAUUGAGGAGGCGCGUGAGCGUGUCGCCGACGUUGCGCGGACACGCAAGUUUGUGUGGAAGGUGAUCAAGCGCCGUGCGGGUCGCGAGCUGGACCGCAUGGAGGGCAAGCAGUAG
Vanrija pseudolonga is the source of this 1296-nucleotide messenger RNA. RefSeq lists its product as uncharacterized. Lineage: Eukaryota; Fungi; Basidiomycota; Tremellomycetes; Trichosporonales; Trichosporonaceae. The record is from RefSeq and is a predicted model, not a curated record. Bases 1 to 1296 code for a protein of 431 amino acids. The transcript has a single exon.